CAAAUAAAUCAAAGCUUCCCAAUGUUGCAAAUCAUUGACCUCUCUUCUAAUAGUUUUAUGGGUAGUUUGCCAUCAAAUAUGUUUGAGAAUUGGAAGGCAAUGAUAGAUGAGGACAAAUCUCCAUCUUUUCUUCAUAGAACCCUACCUGGACCAAGGGAAAUGGUAUACCAUCAAGACACGGUGAUAGUAAUGAUCAAAGGAGUAGACAGGGAACUCACCAAGAUCCCAUCCAUCUUCACAACAAUUGAUCUCUCAAACAACUAUUUUCAGGGGGAUAUUCCAAAAUCUAUAGGGAUUCUCAAGUCGUUACAUCUACUCAAUAUGUCGUGUAAUGGUUUCACGGGACAAAUUCCAACAUCACUUGAGAAUUUAGCGGUGCUGGAGUCAUUGGAUCUCUCACACAAUAAUAUCUCAGGGGAGAUUCCUUGGCAGCUGACAAAGCUAACAUUCCUCUCGGUAUUAAACCUUUCACAGAACCACCUUGUGGGAAGCAUACCACAAAUUAAACAGUUUUUUACAUUCACAAAUGAAUCAUUCCAAGAAAAUCUAGGAUUAUGCGGACCUCCACUAUCAAAAAAAUGCAAAGAUGCCGAGGGUGCACCAUCAUCCACUCCGUCAGCAUUGCAAUCUGAAAGGAAAUGCAAUUGGGAACUAAUGUGGAUAGGAUUUGGAGUUGGAUAUGGAGUAGGUGUGGGGAUGCUUUUUUGGACUCUAGCACUUUGGAGGAAGGGAAGGAGAGAAUUCUAUAUAUUUGUUGAUAGAAUGCUUUCCUUGAUUUUUCCUUCCAUGGUGUUUUCUAAAUAGCAACGAUGGUGAGAGGAUUGGAGAUAGGGUAAGUAUGUUUGGAUAGUUUGUGGCUAAAAGAAAAAAGUUGUAGUUGUUUUCUCCUUUUUAUAAUUUUGUGUAUUUUGCUUAGUCUUUAUGAUAUGCGUGGCAGUUGUUUGAUGCAUUUGCACCUGCUUGAAUAGUUGUAUAAAACAUUUUCAAAUCAAUAAAAUUACA
Messenger RNA from Magnolia sinica, 1002 nucleotides. RefSeq names its product receptor-like protein 33. Lineage: Eukaryota; Viridiplantae; Streptophyta; Magnoliopsida; Magnoliales; Magnoliaceae. The transcript has a single exon. The coding region runs from base 22 to 804 and encodes 260 amino acids. The record is from RefSeq and is a predicted model, not a curated record. Gene Ontology annotation, molecular function: protein binding.